CAUGUCUGAAAUCGAUAUUACCUCUUAAGAGAAUACUCUCGAACUACCUAAAUUUGAAGAAAGUCUUCCUGAUUUUAAACCUGAACCUCGCAAAGAUCUUAAGUAUGAAAUCAAACAUGAACCCAAAUCAUCAUUUGGUCAAUCAUCUAAAGACCUUAUUGAAUAGUACAAAAGUAAAUUUAACUCCUUUAAACAAAUGGCUGAAGAUUAAUAACCUUUAGCUAUGGAACCAUCUGUUAUUGAAAAAUCAGAAAAAUCUGAUAUUUGGAGGAGUGAUGCUGAAAUUCUAAAAUCUCCUAAAGAAUGGGAUUGGAAUAUUUUGGGAUCUAAAAAGGCUUCAACAACUAGUAAUCAAAUUCAUUUUGAUGUCCAUGUACCAGAUUCAAUGGUUUCUGAAUAGGAACACAAAGCAUAAAUUGCCUAACAUAGAUAAAUGAUUUUAGGUGUAUUAGAUUAGAGAAUUGAACCAGGUUUAAAAUUACCUUCAUCUCAUUAAACUUAAAAACCUGUUGUUGGUGAAUAACAUUCCAAUUAUUAAAAUAUUUUGGAAAAAUUUAGAAGUGCAUCUUCUUUAGAUGAUUUAACAACAUUAUUCAAUACAGUUUAAUAAAGAAAAGUAGUUGAUUAAGCAGCUCCUUAAUAAUAAUAAUAAUAAGAUGAUUUGUUCUCUAAUCUUGAUAUUAGAAGAAAUAAAAAGGCUGAGGCAUAAAUUUAAUAGUACAAGACACCAAGUAAAUCAUAAGAGGAAAUCUUUGAAUAUGGAUCAGGAAAUAGAACUACUUCAUUUUUCUAAAAGAAACCUUCAGCCCAAAAACAAUUACUUUAAAGCCCAAGUUUGAAUAAUCAAUUCAAUUAUAGAUCUGAUUAAUCAGUAACUUCUAAAGUCACUUAAAAUAUGAACUUUUAAGUUGAUGUUAAAGAUCAUAGUAAGACUAGUAAAAGAAAGGAAGAACUUUAAAGUUUUAUGGGUAAAUUAGGUUUAGGUAAAUAUGAGACUCCUAAAGUGGUGAUCAAUUUGGAGAGUAAUACUUAGAGUAGUAAAUUAUUUAUAUAUAUUAAAAGAUUCCACAAUAGAUAGAAUGAGACAAUAUGUAAAUGGAACACCAAUGAGUGCAAGAAAGAGUGGAGGAGGUUUGGGUGAUUUGAUAAAUGAACGUUCUUUAAAUACUACAACAUUUAAGUAGUAAAUCAAAUCUUAUCAUAAAUCUGGUUCAAAGCCAGAUGCAUAAGGACGAUUAAGUGCAGAUAAUCAAAAUUUAUCAGAAUAAUCACUUAGAAAUUUGCAUCUAAAAUUAGUACAUUAAUAAAAGAAUGGAAUUGGAAAUUCUGGAUUAAAAUAUGCUAGAUGUUGAU
Paramecium pentaurelia is the source of this 1353-nucleotide messenger RNA. The record is from the annotation of a GenBank genome assembly. Lineage: Eukaryota; Ciliophora; Oligohymenophorea; Peniculida; Parameciidae.